Caenorhabditis auriculariae is the source of this 1989-nucleotide messenger RNA. Lineage: Eukaryota; Metazoa; Nematoda; Chromadorea; Rhabditida; Rhabditidae. The record is from the annotation of a GenBank genome assembly.
AUGCAUAUUCUGUUCAACAUAUUUUUCCCAGCACAAAUAAAUAGAUAUUAUCUUCAGGUUUGGGAAAAUUUCAUUCGAGUUUUUGAAUAGAGCGAAAAUAUCCCCUUUGGUGGGCAUAAUGUUCACAGUCAUUUCAUUUCCAGCAACUUGAAGUUUGCGAGAAAGUUUGAUGUGAAACAAAGGGUUUUUUCAAACUCUUUCUUUUGUUUUUUGUUUUUUCUUUUAUAUUCAGCUACCCAAAAUGUUCGGGAGGUUUCUAUUGGUAGAAGUCCUGCUUCUUUUGGCCGGUUAUGGUUUCAGCGUAAGGAAGGCACCAAAAAAGUAAACGAUUUCAUUUCAUUGCAGUUCUCAAACAUUCAUGUGGUCUACUUCUUUUUCCCGGUUGCUCUUCUCAAACUGUGAGUUAAUGAGAAAAAGUUAUAAAAUGCAAACCCGAAAAACUCCCGGAUUAGGUACUAUUUCGCCAACCAAGUUGUCUGGUGCUACAUCACGGGGUACAGUGACUACAGUCGGUUCACCGUCGAAGUUCUCAACUUCAUCCCCCCGGGACUCUGCUUCCUCUCAGUUGCUUUGGAUCUCACCUACAUCCUUCUGGUCAGUUUCUGCUCAAACUUUUCGAAAAGAUCAUCAAAGACGCAUUUUCAAAAAGUCUAAAAGAAGCAGCUGCUCUUUUGUGAAGCUUCGAAUAUUUUAGAGGCUGUCAGAAAGCCUAAUCGUUAAUUAAAAUUUCCUACUUUUUGAGAUAUGGUCAUCCAUUGACAAAAAUUUCCACACAGCAGAGUACUUUCCGAAACUCUUCACCAAAAAAAGCUCUUUUUGCUGUAUCCCGAGUUGGGACGUUUCGAUGUUGGAACAUCGGUUACAUUAACUAGGGAAAGUUUCUUAUCCCCCCCCCCUCUCCAUCCGGUUGGACUAUCGAUAAAACUUUGCUGAGGUGUACUUUAGGACCUCCUGAUUGCAAAAAAAGUAAAAUAUUUUUUUGCAAUAAAUCUGGUCUUUGAGUGAGAACUCUUCAAAAGCUUGAAAAAGCGCAUUUCCGUCAUAAUUAUGUAGUUUUUUGAAGCUUCAAACUCGAAAACAAGAUCUAUUGCGAUAAAUUUGUUUCUUGUGCUGCAAUCUGGAGGUUCUAAAAUAAACAUUAGCGAAGUUUCAUCAAUAGUUCAACCGGGGGGAAAAAGUUUCCUUGUAAGUUCGUCAGGUGCUAUAGCCCAUUCCGCAUCAGCUUUUCACGUUUUUCUUCCCGCUAAAAAACCGUAAUCCAAAUUCAAUCGGAUUUGAACAACUUCGCUUCUAGACCUUUGUUCUUUGCUGUUUGUUUUGCUGUUUUCAAGAGCAGAGUUGCGAAAAAAAUUUGUUCGAGUGUAACCUUUUUUUCGCUGUUGUUUGAAAACUCGACCGCCUUGCGCGAAACUCUAUAAAACUGCAAAAAAAGUAAAGCGAAAACAGAGGUCUUGAAGCGAAGCUGGUCUAAUUGGGUUUACGGUCUUCUGGCUGGAAAAAAAAACGUGAAAAGCUAGGGCGGAAUGUACUAUAACAGUUGAGACAUAGGAGCAUCAUUUUCACCAGAAGAGACCGGAAAAACUUUUGAUUUGAAAUCGGUGCUUCAAAGCACAUUUUUUCUGAAUCCUAGAAAUCUUUCAGUUUGUUCAUUUUUAUUAAAUCUGCGUAUUUUUUGUAAUCAAAUUUUUUCGAGACUUCUGAGCAAAUUAAUGAAACAUAACUUUUGGAAGAAGUAAAGAGCCUAAUCCACUCACUCAAAACUACAAAAUCCUAUUCCCAUGACAACUUUCAGACUCUGCUCGUGCCUCAGUACGUUGUCGUCAUCAUGAGGUUCACUUUUCUCAUGUAAGUAAUGUUUCUCAUGUCGAAGGAAGUUUGCCUAAUCUGGCAAUCAGUUCCUAUUCGUUAAUCUGGAAGCCAGGCAAAGAACUCAUUUGCAGUGAGCUGUCGUCGAUUCAGACCAACCAAGAAAUUGUUGGUGUCCUGUGA